UCUCAUUAUUGCGGUGUGACAUGAGAGGAAUCAUCAGUUAAAAAGAUAUAAGUUGAGAUUCACAAACUUCUUUUGUCUCAGUUGGAUAAUUUCAUCGGUGCGGUGGUGUGGAGAUCAAGGACGACGACAAAGAAGAAAUUUCAAAGUGGAAGUGGUUUCGAUUUCGUAGAGGAUGAGCAUUAUGUAAUAAGUGGGAAGAAGAAGAAGACGGGAAGAGAGGAAUUUAUAUUGAAGAGGAAAUUUAUUAAAGAAGGAGAGAAAUUUCGGGGAGGGUCUUACCAAAUAGUGCAAGAAAUUUAUAAGUUUGCUGAAAAAAAGGAGAGAAGAAUUUGUAGUCGCAGCAUCCUUAUCGACAACGAGAACAACCCCGAUGGGAACCUUGUUAGGGAAAUUCACACUCUUCGGCUUCUCCUUCCGGUCCAUCAACUCUUCAAAGUUCCAUGUCUUUCUCUACAUUCUUGCUUUUGUUGUCGUCAGUGGUGGCGGCAGGGUUGUGACCGGAACUACUGACGAGAAGACGAGCGACUUGAUGAAUCAUGGUGAUUAUGAAGAAAAUGGAAAACCACAGGUGGAAAAUGUGGGGUCGCGCAUAUCACCGAAAAUACUACCACAACCAAUCCUUUCGAAACCGUAUGGUGAUGAAGACGCCCAAUUAUUGAGCUUUUAUCCACGAAGGGGAAAUUUGGGGGAAGUCGAUACCGAUGGAGGAAGAGAGAACCACAUUCUGUCGAAACGUUCCGUUCCCUUGAAUUUGAACGGUAUUUUGAAUGGGGGACACGUACGGAGAUACACACGUCAGGCACAGAACACCUUUGAUCGCAUUUACCUCUGCAUGUUUACCCUCUUUGCCAACCCAAACUGUCGAGAUCAGCAGAAUAAUUAUGUACAGAAUCAUGAUCAGGGAUCGUUUGGUGGCGGUGGCCAUCAGCAGCAGCAGGACAGCGUAGACAAUGGAGGGGGUACGUAUUUCAGCAACUUUCUCCCCACGGCGCCUCCAAAUAAUAAUCAGAACGGGUUUGGAGGGUUGUUUGGAAGCAAUGGAAUUUUUGGGGGCCAAUUUGGACUCAAUCCUUCUCCCCAGCAGCAUUUCACUAAUAAUUACAAUCCUUUCUUUCAACCCUCGACUUUCCGACCGUCCACGCCAAACUAUUAUUAUCCUCACCAACAAUUACCCAUCAUUCACCAGACGCCAUAUCCAGAGCAGCAAAUUCAUCGAAGACCGGGACCACCCCCAACGCCUAGCACAACCACGACGACAACUACUACGACUCAAAGAACGACUUAUCCCACCACAACUCAGACAACGACCACGCCCACUACGACGACAAGACCUACCACCACCACAACGACUCCUACGACGACCAGACCUACGACCACACCUACUACGACGAGACGAACUACGAGCUACACACCGACUACGACCACCUCUUCAAGAAAAGUGGACACCACCACGACUGGCAUUUUCCCCGCAGUUGAAAACUUGUCAGAUUUCGAGAAUGGCACCGGACCAAUUCCCCCACCCACUAAAAAAGUCAUAUUUUCCCUACCCGUCGUCCCCACGACGGCAUCCUCUCCCACGUACUAUCCCGACUUCACUUCCGGCAUAAAAACCAUCGCGAAAGAGAAUUCUGCCCUCAAGGCAGAAGUCUCCACGAUUCGACAAGAGUUGACGAGCUACCAGGUCCAGAACAAAUAUCUUCAAGACGCCCUUUCCACACUGCAAGGCGAUAACUCCAAGCUCAAGGGACGCGUUGGGCAGCUCGAGAGAACGAAUGACCACCUCCAACAGCAAAAUGGACAGCUGCAACAUUCCACGGGGGACAUGAGGACGCAGCUGAACGAAGCGCGAGUCAAGGUCAAGUAUGCGGAGGAGAAGAUGGUCAAGUUGGCGAGACAGGGCAUCGAGGACCAGAAACAACUAACCCGCACACAAAAUCGCGUCCGAGAUCUGAACAAGGAAAAUAAUGAAUGCAAAUCACAACUCUACCAACUCCAACUUCGUCACACGCAACGCAUCGUGCAAGAAAGUGUAGCGUCCUCCACGGAGAUUGACCUGCAUGGUGGCAGCGGAGAUAAGGGGCAGCGCUUUCCCCAGCAAAUUUACCGGGACGAUAUCCUCUCAACCUCGACCGAGCAACUGUCACAUUUCCCACAAAUUGUGGAGUUUGACGACGAUAAUUUUAGCAGCGAAGUAACCACGACGGGUGUCUCGGUUGACGUCGAGGAAGAAGUAAAAAGUGAUGAUGACGUAACGACAACGACAAGUCCUGAACAGGAACAAGAAGUAGAAAGCAGGACGGAAAUGGUGGUGGAACCAACGCCAGUGGUGGAAGUUGUGGAGGUCACGAUCACACCAGGAUCGACGACGACGCCAGUGUCGACGACAACUCCAGUUUCGACAUCAACGCAGUCACCCCUCCCAUCGACACAGAGGACAAUAGAUAUCAAACAGGAAUCAGUCAAUCCAUCUCAAAAAAUACCCCAACGCCCCACUUCCGGAAUAAUUUUUAACGAUGACGAUGACCAAUUCGGACUGCACAUCGUGGGAGCGGAUGACGAUUCUGAUGAGAGUGAAAAUAACUCUAACGAAGUUUCAAUCAUAUUUGGAAAUCCGGUCGUCAUUGUGCCGGAAAAUGUGACAUCAACGAAGUUUACGACGACAACAACAACCACGACACCGCGACCUAACCCGUACGGUGCAAUUUUCCCAUCUUUAACUAAUUUUGGCGACCCACACCAUCAACAACCCGACAUUAUUUUUGAUGAUGACGACGUUGAUCCGUUCGGACUUGGCGUGAGCAUAGUUGGUGCCGACGAUUUAGAAAGUGACGACGACUCCAACGAAGUUUCAAUCAUGUUGGGAAAUCCAGGCGACGAUCUCGAAGAUCCGGAUCGUUCACUCAAUUUGAAUUUCCAGAAUGGGCAACAACAACCAUAUUCUCCUGCGAAUUACGACGCGUUCAGUUCAUUUAAUCCGAAUCAACGUCCCAAUUCUAACCCUAAUCUCAUGUAUUCGCACCCUUUCAGUAAUUACUGGCCGUAUCAGCAGUUCUCGGGAGGGAUGAUGGGGCAUGGUGGGGUACGGAUAAGUCCGGGUGGGGGUGGUUAUGAUGAUCAUGUCUCGAAAUAGAUUUUAUUUACUUCAUUCCUUAAAUUGCUUUAACUCAUUAAUUACUGUACAAACAAGAUAACUUAUUUGUGUAUAUGUAUUUAUACUGUGCUGUAUGUAGUCAUUUUAUUUAUUAACAAUUUUCUUUUUUUUGGGGGGGGGAGGGGGAGAGUUUGGUAGAUGUAUUUACAGAUAUAAAUAAAAAGGUGCAGCUAAUUACAUAACGUCAAA
This is a messenger RNA of Folsomia candida, 3340 nucleotides long. RefSeq names its product cell wall protein DAN4. Bases 371 to 3130 code for a protein of 919 amino acids. NCBI's taxonomy places the organism in Eukaryota, Metazoa, Arthropoda, Collembola, Entomobryomorpha, Isotomidae. The record is from RefSeq and is a predicted model, not a curated record. The transcript has 7 exons.